Messenger RNA from Owenia fusiformis, 3547 nucleotides. The record is from the annotation of a GenBank genome assembly. Lineage: Eukaryota; Metazoa; Annelida; Polychaeta; Sabellida; Oweniidae.
AGAAUGUCCAUCCUCCUUGUUGUCAUGGCCCUACAGAUGUGGUUACCAAAUGCAAAGGCUAAUGAUGGAAGCCUACAGAUGGAGUGGGGCCCCUGGGGCGGUUGGGGCGGCUGUUCGAGACAGUGUGGCAACGGCAUCAUGUACAGGGUCCGUGAGUGCAAGUAUCCCAAAGGAAUGGUGCAACAUGGAAGGCAUAGGAGACAACGCGGUUUAGGCAAAUCCCAUAGACGCAAGAUGAAAUCGAAUUGUGUCGGCAUGUACAAAGAAUACAGAACAUGCGAAAAACAGGCAUGUCCCGGGGACUUGUCUUCAAGAGCAUCUCAAUGUCAAGAGUUUAACAACAAACUAUAUAUGGGGCGUAGGAUAAAAGCUUGGGAACCUUACGAACGAGGAAAACCACCAGGUCCAAGGGGUCAGUGCAAAUUAGUCUGCAGGGCUACAGGUUACAGUUUCUUCGCCAAAUUAGCUGAAAAAGUCGAGGAUGGCACAAAAUGUUUGGGGGGAGUGUGUAUCAACGGCUACUGCCAGCAAGUGGGCUGCGAUGGUGUUAUUGGUUCAAACAAACAUCUUGACAAAUGCGGAAAAUGUGGCGGAGAUGGUACGUCAUGUCGCAUCGUAUCAGGAAUAUUCACCAACCCUAAGCUGAAGUAUGGAUAUAACACAGUCAUAAAGAUUCCAAAGGGGGCGUGUCAAAUAAAUGUCACAGAAAUGCGACCCAGCAGAAACUAUUUAGUCUUGAAGCGUGAAAGUGGCAAAUUUAUACUAAAUGGCAACUGGGCCAUUGAUUGGACGGGGACAUACGUCGCGGCAGGCGGGGAGUUCCAUUAUACAAGAUCUGCCAGAAGCAAGGGAGAGCAGAUUCUAGCCACGGGACCCAUAAAUGAAACCAUUGAGCUACAGAUAUUGUACCAAAACAACAACCCUGGUAUCAUGUAUUCGUUUGCCAUUAAGAAAGAGAAAGUCCAUGAUAUGAUGAACAUGAUGAAGGAGACAAUGAAUGAACAAGAUCCUCAGGCACGUCUACCUCAAACAUCAAACAACUACCAUAGCAACAACAGACAUAGGCACAAUGGUCACCAUAGGAAAACCCAAUCAGAUACCCCUGUUUAUAGCAACAAUAAACAACCAACCAGGGGUAGAGUUUAUCCCCCAACCCGCAAUCAAAAUAGUCAAAUUAAUACAAAUAGACAGAGUGUCAGUAACACAGGCUACAACCCUAGAUUACCCAAUGGGGGUGUAGGGGGUGUAGCAGCUACACGUAAUAGCCAAUAUAUAAAUGCCAGGUCUAGAUAUGUACCUGGAUCUGUCCAAACUGGUACCCAGACUUAUCCGGGAUCAAGUUUGUAUCGCAAUAGUGCCCAGCCAGGAGGCACCAAUUCUCAAUUUACAGGAAGAAGUAAUCCUCGAUACGGUUACCAGGGUACGGCUUCUAAUCCCCGAACAGAUCCUCGCUAUUCCAGUGCCGCAUCUACAAAUAAUCGCUACCCAAAUUCAGGGGCCUCUGUACCUCAGUAUAACAGCCGUGGGGGUGUGAAUCCACAAUUUAAUAGCAGAGGGGGUGUGAACCCACAAUAUAACAGCAGAGGGGGUGUUAAUCCUCAAUAUAAUAGCCGGGGAGGAAUCAUUCCUCAGUACACAAACACAAGAGGUGCAAGUGAUCCCAGGUACAGGAGCCAGGGAAACAGCAACCCAAGCAAUCCCAGAAACCCUCAGUACCCCCAUGUGUUAUCAGCCUAUAGGAACACAGGAAUACAAAAUGAUAAAACUCCUAUCUCUGCCCAAAACUCAGCAUUAGCUAAAUAUCCCCCAUCAAGAAAUAGCCAAACACCAGGAGGCUCCAUCACUCAGGGAUCAUAUGUACCUCCAGGGGUUGCCGGCUCCAUACCAAAAUACAGCCAAUCUGGGGGCAGUUUUGCGCCAAAUAGACAACAACCAGGGGGUAGUUUUGCGCCAAAUAGACAACAGCCAGGGGGUAGUUUUGCGCCAAAUAGACAACAGCCAGGGGGCAGUUUCUCACCAAAUAUACAACAACCAGGGUUAGGUAACCAACAACAGGGUGGACUCAUUGACCCCUCCCUGGGGGGACAGGCACAGGCGAUUCCUACGCAGGGUUCCAGCGAGAAUUAUGACUGGAAAAUCUCAGGAUUUUCGGCAUGUUCAAGAACAUGUGGCGGAGGUAUCCAAGAGACUCUUGUUGUUUGUGUAAAGGAGGACAACUCAGCUGUUGUUCUUGACGAUAACUGUGAUAAAGAAAAGAAACCAGAAAAGCAGCGUGUGGCGUGUAACCCCAAAGCAUGUGAGCCUGAUUGGGACAAAGGAGAGUGGUCAGGGUGUACGACGACAUGUGGUAAAGGGAUCCAGACCCGUCGUGUUGAGUGUAAACAGCGUAUGAACCCACAAGUCCACAUCAGUGUUUCUGCUAGCCUCUGCAGUGGCGCAAGUAAGCCGGCAACAACGAAAAUGUGUGAGCUGGCGGAAUGCGCACGAUGGAAAACUGGCAAGUGGAAUUCAUGUCCAGUCGAAUGUGGCAAAGGUAGCCAAACAAGGGAGGUAGUUUGCGUGGACCAUCAGAAUUCAACUAUUCCUGAUUCUGAGUGUGAACUGGAGAAGCCAGUCAGUCAAACAGACUGUGAUAUGGGGCCAUGCUCCAAGGCAUGGUACUACACUGAGUGGUCAAACCAGUGUUCAAGUGACUGCGGAGAUGGUUUUUAUAAACGGAAACUUUAUUGCUCUUCAAAUAAGGAGGAAGAUUGUAGUGCUAGCUCUCGCCCCGAAAGUGAACGUUCUUGUGAAAACGAGAAACAGUGUGGGGCAAAAUGGUUUACAGGUCCAUGGAGUAAGUGUUCAUCAGAGUGUGCUGGAACUCAAACUAGAGAGGUUUUAUGUAUGAGACACCUCAGUCACAUGUUUGUUUCCGUCUCCGAGAGAAGUUGCGGCCAAGAGAAACCUAUAACAGAAAAACCAUGUGAGCAGUCCUCCUGUAAUGCUGACUGGUAUAUGACUGACUGGACUGAGUGUACACAAAGUUGCGGUGGUGGACAGAAGAUGCGGGAAGUACGUUGUCUAGACCGCGACCAGAAGCCAAGUAAUGCAUGCACUGUUACAAAACGCCCAGAGUCUAAACUGGAAUGCAACUCUGACCCAUGUCCUACACAGACUCCAGAUCCCUCAUGCAAAGACAAGUAUACCAACUGCCGUCUUGUCAAGCAAGCACGAUUGUGUCGUUACUCCUACUACAAAACCGUCUGCUGUGAUUCCUGUAAACAACACAAGCAUCACUAAGGCAACAGGGGAUGAUGUCAUAAAAUCAUUACUAAGGCAACAUCAAAUGAUAUCAUAUUUAAAACUCAAAUGAGCAAUAAAGGAUUGCAAAAACAAGGGAUAGCAUAAUACCCAUCAUUGUUAAGUUGUACACAAGUUUGAGAAUAUAACCACGUGGGUCAUGUAUUGAAAUUAAAAAUAGAGUAAAAAAGAGUGGAAUUAGCAAGGAAUUAAGUAAACAGGCAUGUAGUUAACACUCUAAAUUGUAUCGAAAUGGAAAAACAAC